Molecule: messenger RNA, 1220 nt
Organism: Chenopodium quinoa (quinoa)
Lineage: Eukaryota; Viridiplantae; Streptophyta; Magnoliopsida; Caryophyllales; Amaranthaceae
Exons: 2
Coding region: 196-1044 (282 amino acids)
Source: RefSeq, a predicted model, not a curated record
AGGGCGGGUUAGGUUUUUUAAUGGGCGCUAAUUGUCAAUAUAAGACGAAAAAAAACGGACGAACGUAGCCCUCUACGGCCCUUCCACCUCCUCCUCUCUCAACGUUCUCCAUUGAAGCGCGCACUCAACGUUCUCCAUUGAAGCGCGCACUCAACGUUCUCCAUCGAAGCAACUUACGAGUGAUAACAGGUUGAGAUGGAUAAUGGUAAGUUUGUAGAAGAUGGAGUUGGUUUCUCGGGAGUUGAGAAAAGUCCAUUUGGUGAUUUGUUUUCGGUGAGAAUAAAGCAUGAUGCAGUUGACAAGUUUGAUGUUUAUGGUAACAUUUUUGUUGAAGAUGAAGAUGGUACUUUUUGCAUCUUCAAUCGACAAUUUGAUGAUGCCAGUCUUAUAACUGGUUCCUUGCCUCUAGCUUUUAAUCGGUCACUCCGUGCUAGAUCAAUUUUCACUCUCACUUUUGAUCUCAAAGAUAGAGAUGGUAAUACAAUUGAGGGCAAAGUUGUUGCAAAAUUUACUACAGGGAAAAAUGGCAAUUUUAAAAAGUUGGGUGUUGAUCGUAUCUUUGGUAGUAUGGGUUGUGCAACCAUAUAUUACACUUUUAACCAAGCAGCAGGUUUUUAUGCUAUAAAGGAUGCUAUUCUAAUGAAACAUUCUGCUAACUCUGAAGAUGACAGUUGGGUUCGCGGAACCAUUGUUUUUCAGUAUGGAAGGCCGUUUGAUUCUCGGACUCGUUCUCUUGCAACCCAAGACUUAGAGGACGAUUGUCUUGAUAUUGUGCUAUUUAACGCGACAAACCCUGUGCCAUUGAUAUUGGAUCAUACGGGUUCUUGUUACAACAUUCCUCUUCUAAGAUCGCAUCUGGUUGUACCGUAUGGUUACUCCUCAAUCAUGAAAUUCGACUUGGUUUAUUCUGAUAAGGGCAAGGUCGAACUUAUUCGAUUCAAUAAAGACAUUCCAAAGUAUCCAUUAGGUUUUAAGAUGAUCGUUUCUGACAAGGAAGGGGAUGACAUGCUUGUCAAAUUGAUGCUUGAAUUACUUAUUUUUUAAUCAUAAGAAGUUAGAGACACGGUUCUUAGAAUUAACUCCCUACCUUUGUGUUAUGUUUGUAUUGGUUGUCACUUGGUAAUUGGGAUUGAGAUUGGGAUGGUUUAAUUCCCAUGUUUUAAGUACUUUGUACUAUUAUUAUAACUUUGAUUUUAAUUACUCUAAAUUAAUUCCCAUUA